Messenger RNA from Moneuplotes crassus, 2865 nucleotides. The record is from the annotation of a GenBank genome assembly. NCBI's taxonomy places the organism in Eukaryota, Ciliophora, Spirotrichea, Euplotida, Euplotidae.
CUGGUAUUCAUUUUUAUCCACAACAAAACCAGAUGGUAAAUCCUGCCUUUGGUGGUGCUCUCAGACCUGUUUCAGCCAAUGUCUUGAAGGGAGCUGGCCGCAAAAAGUUUAAUCAGAAAGAUUACAGCAGAGAUUUUGACGUGAGGACUAGACCUAAAAAUUUUGUCAAAGAUCGGGAAGGCCUCUACGAGGAUGCUAUUAAAUUCAAAAAAGCUAAUAAUAAUCUAAAAUAAAGAGAACACUAAGCUCAAGACUACCGUCAGAAAACUAGAAAGUGAGCUGAUGGCCCAACAAAGAGAAAUGGAUGAAUAUAUAUUUAACCAAAACCAAGGCAGGCUUGACUUCAAUCCUAGAUAUUCUGAUGGAAUGAACAGCUCCUACAUGAAACGGCCAAACUCAAAUCUGAUUCAGAACUUAAAGGCCCAAGUGAAAGAACUAAGGACGGAUAUAAAGAAGAAGGAGGAAGAGGUCCUAAAAAUCAAAAGAACACUCAAAGCCACAAAUAUUCAGGAACUAGAAGUAGAAAUGAAGUUAUAUGUUGAUGAAUGAACAAGGCUUAGACAUAUGCUCGAAGAGAAAAUGAUGGAAACUAACCAAAUUGACCCAGCUGAGCUUCAGAAGUUACAAGAGCAAUUCCAAAUGCAGGAUAAUUAUUUGGUGAAUCUGCAAAACGAAAACCAGGAGUUGGCUGAGACGUGUGCCAAGAUGCAGCAAAUCAUGCAACAGCAGCAGGAUGAUAAAGGCAAGGAUUCUAAAUUAAAAUCGAAGUUAAAGAAAAUCACUGCUAACAAGAAUAAAUUAUCUAAGAAUUUAAAAUCAAAAGAGAGGGAAUUGAGGCAACUCAAAGUUGACCUAAGCACCGCCAAGCAGCUAUCUAAAGGGGAUACUAGUGUUGUAAAGUCCAUGCAAGAACAAAUUUCACAGCUCAAGAAAGAUCAUAAGAGUCAGGAAAAGAUUCUAAAUAAUCUUCGACAGGAUAACCAGAACAAGGAUAAUAUUAUCCAGUCGUUGACUGAGCAGAUCAGGAAGAUGGAAGAGAACCCAUCUCAACCUGCUAGAGUAGAGUCUAAUACUUAUUCACAGAAUGUUUAUGAAAAUACAGCUUAUCAGCAGCCUAAAAAUGAAGAGCGGAAAUCUGAAAAUACUGAGAGUGACCACCAAGAUGACGAUGAUGAUGACUAUAAAGAUGACAGCUACGAAGACCCACAGGAGUCAAACAUUGUUGAAGACACCCAGCCUCAUGGAGAAGUGGAUAACAAAGAUGAAGAAAUUAAGGGAGAGACUAAGAGCAUCAUCAGUGAAAUCGAAGUCGACCCUCUUUUUGAGAAAGUCCAACUCAUAUUGCAGAGAAAAGGGAUUGAGUAUAAUAAAAUGGGCGAGAUGUUACCUAAGCCAGUGACUAUUAUAUCUCUCGAGCAUAAGCUCAAGUCUAUGGGCCUCAAAGACCCUGAGGAAAGACUUGCCAUUAGUAGGUAUAUCGUAGAGCCACGGGACGAAAGAAAAGUAGAAUUUAAUGAAAAUAGAGAGAUAUCUAACUCGAAUGCAGAGAAUAUCCUCAAAUCAAAAAUAGAUGCUUAUACUGUAUUUAAAAAUGAUGAGGAAGAAUAUAAGAAAAGAGUCCGGCAGCAAAUUGGGAGGUAUACUAGCACUCUUACAGAUGCUCUAGAGUGAGAAGACCUCGAUGGGACAGGAUAUAUGCCUGCAAAUGCCUUGAAAGGAUGCUUCCAUGCAAUGGAUAUCAACCUAGAUAAUGAUCUUAUUGAAUAUUUGAUAUAUCUCUCUGGAGUUUUGGAAAAGAUUGGAUCAUCUAAUCAUCUCAUGCUUGAAUAUUCUAAAAUUGUAGAACUAGCAGAGAAGCAAGAUUCAGAAGAAUCAUCAAAACCACAGAAAGAUGACAGAAAGUCAACAGAUUUGCUUGGGGAUGAUUACUCAGAUGGCUAUGGAGAUGACUUCGAAGAUGACAAGCACGACCAGACCGGUGCUUCACAAGGCGUUGAUGACUCUAAAGACCAAGAACUUAAGAAACUCAUUGCUACUGACGAUAAAGACCCCGAAGUUGAAACUGACAAGAGCAAAGACCAACAUGACUCACAAGAUGAAGAUGCUGAAAUUGAUGAUGAACAGAUGAUCACGAUUGCAGAGAACUGUCUGAUCAGGAUUGCUGAAGAACUCCUCAACAAAGACAUGACAGUCCGUCAGCUGUUCGAAGGCGAAAUCUUAGCAGAAGAAAUUGAAGGCCAGAAAAUUGAGUUGUUGUUCCCGACGAGUUUCUUGGAUGGAAUCCAGAAGCUUGGCAUCACAGACUUCUCCGACUUAGAAAAUGCCUGACUCAUGAAUGUUCUUGCAAAGCCACAGCUUGAAAAUACAAUUUUGUUGGACGAACUCAUCGAUAUCAUGGAGAACCUGGGCAUUCCAGAUGGAGAAGGCGGUCAGGUUCAGCAAGAUCUGGGUGCACAGGAGUCAGUUGAGCCAGACCAAGAAGCAUCGAAGCCUACAGAAUCAGGGAAGCAGAAGAAGAAAGGAGUCGAUUUAGACGGACUGUCUGAUGACUCUAAGAACCUUCUGCUUAACUUCGUCAUCUUUCUAGAAUCUGAAAGCAUGACUGCUGCAAACUUUUUCCAAGAAGUAAAAUACGAACAAAUGAUUAAAACAAAGAAGAACAAACAGAGUAGUGUAGACAUCGUUCCUGCUGAUGAUUUCUUCAGACUUAUGGAAGAGAACUAUGAAAUAGUCUCUGAUGUGAACCUUACAGAGGAAGUCAAGAAAGAACUGCAAGAAAUAUUGUGAUUAGAUUCUAACUACAAGGAGUUGCUCUUCAUGAAGAAGAUAGAUAAAGCGCUGAACGAGAUUAAAAAUAUAUCUUAA